Molecule: messenger RNA, 2473 nt
Organism: Talaromyces proteolyticus
Lineage: Eukaryota; Fungi; Ascomycota; Eurotiomycetes; Eurotiales; Trichocomaceae
Exons: 2
Coding region: 217-2136 (639 amino acids)
Source: RefSeq, a predicted model, not a curated record
CUGCAACUGAACUCCUGAACUUGCCUACUGCUGUUUUCGCCUGCAUCAGGAGUCAGUCCAGACCUGUCCUGCGCCCUGCGCCCUGCCCACCCCCCGUUUCUUCUCUUGCACACCAGGCAGGAAAAUGUCCAUUCAUUACACCUCUGUGUGUUUAUUCCAAUAAACCGCCUUCGCUGGGGUGUGGGUGCGUCGUUCUCUUCGUUCCAGCCUCUCAACAUGGUACAAAUAGAUUGGGAGGCUCAGCGAGCCGUCGGCCAUGCUAGAUCUCUAUGGAGAAGGACCGUCCAUCUAGCGGCCAAGCUUCCAAGCCCUCGUUCUCUGUCUCUACCCUCCCGAGCCUCUCUGCGAUCUUCUCUACCCUCCCGAGCCUCUCUGCAGUCUUCUCUACGGUCUCUCCGGUCUCUACAACCCUUACAAUCGCUACGGCGUUUACGCGCCUCCAGGCCCCUUUCCCACCUUGUUGGAGUCUUCUUUCUUUUAUUAUGCCUGCUAUCCUACAGCUUUGCGAGGCAUCGCUCCUUCAACAUUUUCAAGGGCUCGUCCCUUGUGAUUCAAGAUGCAGGCUUACCAGACGACUUCAAUUUCCACAUUCUCCUAUCCGCGCAACCCAAAAACGUUCAUUUAUGUCGCACCAUCACGUCGGCAAUGAUUUUAGACUAUCCUCCAAUGACCCUCCUGAAACAAAAUCCCGAACCUCGCCGAUCUUCGAAGAAGUCUCCUGAUUACGAUGGAGUUAUGAUAGAGAAAGUGGAAUCGAUCCUCCUCUUUCUGAAGACCAACGGGCGAGUCUUUGAACAUGAUCUGGUUCUGGUUGUAGAUAACGACGACAUUCUGUUCCAGUUACCGCCUGAAAUCCUCAUCAAACGCUAUAGAGACCUGUAUCGACGAAAUAAUGACCGAUUAAAAAGGAAGUACGGUACAAGGUACAUUGGAGAGGGCGAUAAUAGACAACUGGUCCAGAAAUAUACCCAAAAAGUGCUAUUUGCGGCUCGAAAGGAUUGCUCCUUGAACGUAACCGACAGCGUCGCCUGCGCCAGUGUACCCCAGUCUCCGUUACCACCCGACAUCUACGGACCAAAGACGGACAAGAAACGUGAUGGCACUAAGAAUAGACCACGGUGGAUUGACGCAGGUGUUGUGAUGGGUCAAGUUUCAAAUCUGAUCCCCCUCUAUGAAAGGGUACUGGAAGAUAUGAAAAAGCAACCUAUACACUCCACCGAUCAAACGGUCUUGACACAGAUGUACGGCAAUCAAGAAUACUCUAGGGAGGUUGCAAGAAGGCGAUCAAUCAGCCGUCUCAAAGAGUGGGUUGGGGACUCUGUCGGCAUAUCAGAUGCGUCCAACAUUACGAACGUACGCUCCCGCAUACAACCAGGAGAUUGGCACGAAUUUGGCAUCAGUCUUGAUUAUGAGGGCCAACUUUUCCUCAACACGAGAAAGGCAACAGCCGAUAUAGAAUGGCUGAAGUAUCGGGAUGUACGAAAAGUGUCUUCUGUGCAGAUACAACACGGAGUACCUAGGGAGGUACGGCUGAACUUGCCUCUUGAUAUCGAACAAAGCGCUUCGAAUCCUUUUAAACAAACAAAGCCAGGCACUGGUGAAGUUGUACGGCCAGCAUUCAACACCAGCAUUGAUGUGCUCCCUCCCGCUUGGAACUUUACGUGGAAUGAUGUUCCACUAGCAACAUAUAUUCAAACAGCAGCAGUGCCUGCUAUUGUUCAUACAAAUGACGACCUAGCACUACGACAAGACUACUGGAAUACUGCGUGGUUUCAUCCCUGGGCUCGUGCAUUACUGCGCAAUCAUGUGCGGUCCUCCAUAGUCCAACCACAUACCCAUCCAGCCCUCGGAGCCUCCGAAGUGCUGAAAAAUCCCGGGAGAAAGGGAGGAAUGUGGCUCGCUAACGAUGGGUGGAUGAGCUUCAAGGACCUCUGUUCUGGGCAUGAAGAAGCAGUGUUCGGCGAUGGCCUGGGAGCCUGGGGCGAAGAGAAACCCAACAAACGUCCGAUUUACAACUUAUGGGGCAAACUAAUGGCAGGCAAAGGCCCAAAAUAUGUCAAAUUAGGGGAAUCCAAAUCGGAAGCAGAGGAAAUAGAAAAAUAUUUGCUCGGCAUAGAGGAUGAGGAUGACGAAUGAUUCUUACUCUAAACAAUUACGAUGAGUGUUUUGGAAUUCGUCUUUUUCUUGUUAUCUUGAGCUUAGCAUUUGUCUCUGUUUCUCUUGUAUACUACUUUACCAUUGUAUUUUGAAUAGCUCACCAAGCUGUUGGUUCGUCGGAUACCCUUUAGAACAGUCAAAGCCCAAAUUUGACUUUCAAAAAUGUAUAUAGUCUCCAUUAUCAUUAUCAAGGCGCAGAGUUUAUUUGAAUGCAUUUACUAUUUACUAUUUUUUUGAAAAAAAUUCGCAUGAUAAAUCGCAAUUAUAUCUCAUUUUCAAUCUCACCGCCCGGUACCCCACGAAAGAGCAUGAAAUA